Molecule: messenger RNA, 226 nt
Organism: Dentiscutata heterogama
Lineage: Eukaryota; Fungi; Glomeromycota; Glomeromycetes; Diversisporales; Gigasporaceae
Source: the annotation of a GenBank genome assembly
AUGCGACGCCAAGAAUCAUCAUCAUAUGUUCCAACACCCGGCUGGACUGAUUCACGUAAUAUACCACAUCAUAUUCCAACAACCGGCAGUUUACCUAAUACACAUUUGCGUUUAUCACAUAUUCCACCACCCGGCAGUGUGACUAAUAUACAUUUAUCACCAACACCUUUGACUAAUACACAUAAUAUAGAUUUAUCACAUAUUCCAAUACCCGGCAGUAAUACAC